Molecule: messenger RNA, 6896 nt
Organism: Onychostoma macrolepis
Lineage: Eukaryota; Metazoa; Chordata; Actinopteri; Cypriniformes; Cyprinidae
Gene: usp43a
Product: ubiquitin specific peptidase 43a
Exons: 15
Coding region: 389-3886 (1165 amino acids)
Biological process (GO): protein deubiquitination
Molecular function (GO): cysteine-type deubiquitinase activity
Source: RefSeq, a predicted model, not a curated record
GAGCCAGAAAAAGAGAGAGCGGGCGACAAACAGCCAGUAAUGGUCAUCCACACACAAGAGCGCAUGUAGGUGUGGUGUAAAGAACAGGAGUUGUGUCUGAAGCAUGGAGUUAAGCCUAGCGUAAUUCCAGGUGCGUACAAGAGCGUCAUGGAUAAAGCGAAACUAGCGCAGCUGAGAUCAGUGAUUGGGAAUGUCGGGGACGCGUUAAGUCAUCACGAGCCUCGGCGCAGACACCGGUGCCUUUCCAGUCUGUUUUUCGUCGUCGUGAUGCUUUAGUGAUGUAGGUUUUCGAGACGCACAGGUGGGAGCGCCGUGUCUUCACACCAUAGUGCACUUGUUUCUCUUUCUGACUUCCACUGAUCGGUUUGGGUGAAACGACAGACUAAACAUGGAUACGCCGAGGGAAACCAGGAAACAAACAAUCAAAGCCAAAUCAGCCAAGCGCAAGAAUAAGACGCACAAGUCCCAGAAGCUGUUCAGAAGGAAAUCGCUAAAAUCGCUUGGAAAUUUUAUGAGCAGGAUUGUCAAAACUUUGGGCACUUUGGCACACUUGGGGGACGCGGACCAGCCGGACACGGCGGAGGAUGAUGAUGGUGGGUUUGGAGACACUCUGAGCGCCCACAACUCUGGGAAUCACAGAGAGAGCUCGGUGAGGAAGACCGCUGCGCCCUCAUCUUCUUAUGGGUCUGUCAAAGAAAGACUGUCCUGGUGUUACGGCGAGAAAACUCCGGGAGUUCAGGGUCUGAAGAACCACGGAAACACCUGUUUCAUGAACGCCGUGGUGCAGUGCUUGAGUAACACGGAACUUCUGGCAGAGUAUUUGGGUCUGGAGCAGUAUAAAUGUGAAUUCAGUGAGCGGAGGAUCAACGGGAUGAUGAAGAAUGAGGAGGUCAUGGGGGAGGUGACGGAGAAGCUGGCAUCGCUAGUGAGGGCGCUCUGGACGCUCGAUUACACGCCUCAGCUCUCAGUGGAAUUUAAGAGUGUUGUGUCCAAGUACGGCUCUCAGUUCAAGGGGAAUGCUCAACAUGACGCUUUGGAGUUCCUGCUGUGGCUUCUGGACCGUGUACAUGAGGAUGCCAACCUCUCCACCAACAACAACCACAACAGCAAAACCAAAUCAUCCAUCAAGGGUCCUGUGGGAUUGGAGGAGAGUUCAUGCCCCGGCCCAGCAAACUCACAGCAGCCUGGAACUCGACACAGUUUCGUACAGGAGCACUUCCAAGCUCAGUACAGGUCAUCAUUGACGUGCCCUCAUUGCCUUAAACAGAGCAACACUUUUGACCCUUUCCUGUGUAUUUCACUUCCAAUCCCACUGCGACAGACCAGGGCCAUGAAUGUGAUUCUGGUUUUCAACACUGAAGGUCAGCGGUUUCUGAGAGUAGGGUUGGCUGUGCCUCUCUUUGGGUCUAUCUCAAUGCUCAGGGCCAUGGUGGCAGAGGAGGGCAAGAUCUCUCCAGACCAGGUGAUUUUGACAGAGAUGAACUCAAAUGGGUUCCAGCGCUCUUUCUCUGAUGAAGAUGAUAUGACGAGUAUCUCAGAGACUGAUGUCAUCUACGCCUUCCAGGCUCCACCCCUCUUCACAAGAGGAGGCUCCAUGCGAUUCUCAGGGUUCCAUCACUCCCUCCCUUCCUCGCCAUACAUUGCAGAUCCCGAAGGUCACAGGUUACCACCCUCAGGGACGUUAUCAUCAGAAUUUUUGAAUCAGGGUGGUUCUUCAAAGAUCCUCCUGCUAAUUUGCAAUGUUUCUGGGUCUGGCCAGCAAGCUACAAGGUUUGGGCCUCCGAUCCAGAUGAGAGUAGAAAGGACUCUGUCUUGGGAUCAUCUACAACAGAGUGUCUGCAAUAAGCUUUACUUGUUUAAAAAAAAUGCAAUCAUAAAGACUACUGAACUGUUUAGGAUUCGUGUGGUGGGUGGGUCGGCUUCCUGCAGUUACCUGUCUCCCCACGACAGCAGACCUCUGUGCCACCCAACCGUGGACAGGGCCCUGAAAUUAUGCGGUCCUGGCGGUCCUCUGCAUGUGAAGCUUGUAAUUGAAUGGGAGAACAAGAUCAAAGAAUGUAUCUUUGGUAACAUUCAAGAGGAAGUUAUUGAGGAUGCAGAGAGUGUGAGAAUCCAGCAGCAGAAUCAUGUACAGCAGCACAGCUGCACGCUGGAUGAGUGUUUUCAGCUCUACACCAAAGAGGAGCAGCUGGCACCAGAUGAUGCAUGGAAGUGCCCCCACUGUAAGCAGAUGCAGCAGGGGAUGGUGAAGAUGAGCUUAUGGACCCUGCCUGACAUCCUCAUCCUGCACCUCAAGCGUUUUCGGCAGGUGGGCAAACGGCGAAACAAGCUCUCCACCCUCAUUGGCUUUCCGAUAAGUGGUCUGGAUAUGACUCCCCAUGUGGUGAAACGCAGUCAGAGCAUGAAGAAUCUGGCCCCGUGGCCUGCAACUUGGAAACAUGGUGAUACUGACUUCCUUUAUGACCUGUAUGCAGUCUGUAACCACCACGGAGGCAUGCAUGGAGGCCAUUACACAGCCUAUUGUAGAAACUCGGUUGACAGCCACUGGUACAGUUAUGACGACAGCAGUGUGGAGAUUGUGCCAGAGGAGGAACUGUGCACACGAGGGGCAUAUAUCCUGUUCUACCAGAGGCGAAAUGCCAUCCCGCCCUGGUCCGCCAACAGCUCGGUCAGAGGUUCCACCAGCUCCUCUAUGUCAGAUCACUGGCUCAUCCGUUUGAAUGGUGACAGUAAAAGGGGAAGUAUGGUAUCGCGGUCUUCCACAACAUGCCCUUCUUCCAUCCCAGACUCCCCAGAGUCUCCUGUCUUUCAAAAUGAACCCUCAGUUGAAGAGAGAGUGUCUCUAGGUGGGUUCGAAAGCAGACCUUUUGUGCGAGGAAUCCAAGGGCGUAGUGUAAGCAUGAAAAGUCCCACUAAAACCAGAGUGCUCCCACUGCGAUGGUCCUUUGGAAACAAAGACCGCCACAAACCUGCCCAAGCUCCUGGCCAGGCUCCUGCAGAGCUGGUGGAGUAUUUAGAGUCCGGCAGAAGGCCAAGGUGCACCAAAGACCCCAUUGUUGCCCUAAUGACACGACCUUCAGAUAAAGAAAGCGGUAAAGAAGAAGAAACGAAAAAAUCCACAGCCAAAUCUUCAAGUCACAGCAACCUCGGACCUCCAGAGUAUCUCAAAAUACCGCAGGGUCAAGAAAGAAGUAACUCAGAGAAAACAACGGGUCAACAACCCAGCAGCAGCAGUAGAUCAAGAGAAGAUGGAACUUUGACCAGACGAAGCAGCAGAAAAUCAAAACAGGACAAAUCACAGUCCAGAAACAGCUCUGGCACAGGGAUCCAAUCUAGUUCCAGUGGUCCAAGUGGGUGGGAAACAACACUGAGGGAUGAUCCAGGCAAGGAGCGAGACCAUCUAGAGGAGAAACAGAGAAAGGGACAGGAGACAAAGCAUCACGAUAGUGUCUUUGCUUUCCUUAAAGGCGGUUUCAUGAAGAAAGACUCGCUUCAUAGGUCCCGAGACAGUGAUUCUGUGAAAAGGGGUGACGCAGAGGUGAAGAGCCCAUCUGGAGUUUCACUCUCCAAUGGGACACACAAAAGAACUUCAGAAGGAAAAGCAAAUGGCACUAACCAAGUUCGUAGCAGACUCGGAGAUGAAUUUGCAAAUGGAAAGGUGAGUCGUGGGUCAUCAGACAUCAAACGCUCACAAAGUUCUUCCAAUAUUCAACGCAAGGCCGAUCUAAGCUUAAGAAGGACGGCAUCUCUACACAGGAAUGGCACAUCGGCGGCUCAGCCGCAGAGCGUUCCUAUGGACAGGGGCUCUCAGAACACCCUGCAACGCACACGCUACAGCACAAACUCACUGGGCAGAAAGAAGGCAGUGCCUGAAUCAAGCUUCUGAGACUUACUUCACUACACCCAAAUAUCACAACAGCGUAGCAAAUAUCUAAAAGCCCACGUAAGAACUAUAAUGAGAAAUAAAUAUUUGAAAUGAUGGAAGCACACUAUGAAGUUUGCACAUACAUUUGUAACUAGUGGAUGAUAUUUUUGUUCACUUUUUUCUGCUUAUAUGAAGUGCCUCUGAACCAGAGCUAUUUUUUUUAUUUUUGUCAGAUUGUGUUUUGGCACUGGAAGUACAUUACACACUGGCCUCUGCACCAUGAUUUUGAAUUGAAAAAUUAUUUGCCUCGUAUUUGAUUUUUAUGUGCCACUAAAUAGAUUUAUCACCUGUAAUACAUGAAGGGAAUCGCUAUAUAUAACUUUUCAGUUUCAUCUUUUAUGAUUCUGUAGAUUGUACUGAAUGGCUGCUAACCUCUCAUGGGUUUUCAUGACAAUUAUCAAAGAUGUCAGUUCUUGCACUUUCAGUGAAUUUAUUGCACCACUGUCUGACAUAAUCAUGCUCUCAGACCAAAACAUGAAGUUUAUUAAUUUUUGCUUGUUUUGCAGUAUGCAUUAAGACAUUUACAAAUUUGUAUUAUAAAAUUAUUUUUAAAAAAGUAUGAAAUCUAAGGAUGGCAUGUUGACAACACAAUGUAUUAGACAGAACACCUUAAUAAAUCACAACAACCUUACCUUAUGGUUUAAUCCAACACCUAAACCUAGUUUGAAUGCAGUAACACAAACCUGUUUAGCUUAAAGGAUAGUACACCAAAAAAUGAAAAUUGUCAUUGUCUACUCACCCUCAUGUUGUUCCAAACAUAUUUGGCUUUUUUUCAUUAAUAGACCCCAAACAGAGAUGUUAAGCAGGAUGUUCAUGCUGCUCUUUUCCAUGACACCAUUAACUCUUUAAAGCCUAUUUGAUACAUUCAACUAGGGCCUCUAAAUUAUCAACAAAAUCAAAACAUCACUCUACAUGUUCAACACAAUCUUCUGCCCUCUGAUUGAUAGUAUGUGCUUUUUAGCAAGUACAAGGUCUUUUUGUAAAAAAUUAAAAAAUGUCCACCUUCUGUUCAUGGAACAUGUCUUUUUGCUGUGAAUUCUUGAUUCUUAUAAAGUAAAUUUAAGAAGUACAUUUUUUGUGUUAUUAAUGUUUCAAUAUUGGACUGAAGAAAGUUAGGAUUACACACACUCAAGUAUUAGUUAAUAAUGAUAGUCUCAAAUUCUUUUAAAAGUGUUUUGUUUUUCUCACACAAAUUUCAACUACAGAAAUUUUGAAAUUCCAAGGCUUCAAAACACUUGAAAUUUAUCAGACUUGUAAUAUGGACUACUUUUAGUGUGCUGUCUGAUAUAUUUGUAGCUUGACACCCCCAGUCAUCAUUGACUUUCAUUGUAUGUAAAAGAGCAGUGUGAAUAUUCUGCUAAAGUUUUGAAAAAAAGAAAGAAAAACAUACAGGUUUGAAACAACAAUGUUCAUUUUUUCAUUCCUUUCAUCAAGCUCAUCUGAAAAUAUUUGAUGUGUUCAAAUAACAUGGGGAUCUAGCAAUACCAAUGACUGCAGAGUAAAGAAAAGCCUCAAUGUAACCAGUAAAGUGACCUUAAAGCGUAGACGUCCAUGACACAGAUCGUGUUUGGCUCUAAUUGCUCUGAACAACAGUCAGAAUAUGUGAUAUUGUCACCUUCCUAUUUGGACUAAUUGGGGCCAUAUGCCCAUUAAUCUGAUGAAUAAAACAAGACAAACAGUCAUUCUUAUGUAUCCCUCUCUAGAAGCAAUUAAAUAGUCUGAAUGCAGCUCAUUAAACUCUACUGCUAUAUUUGCACUGCAAAGCUAUUAUUUUGCAAAAUAUAACAUUUUUGCAUUAUCAAAGAUUUAAAUAGCUUCUUUUCUCUCUGUGUGAUUGUGAUUGAAUUAAAACUCAAAUACCAAACUGAAUCAAAAUCCCACAUUUAUGUGUUAAAUUAAGUCAUAGACCAAACAGAAAGUGUCCUGUUGAUUAUUGCACAUGAUAUGGAAUAUUCACUAGCUCCUCAAAUGUAAAAUACUAUUUGUUUAUCUCUUUGCAAUCUAUCUGAAUUUCUUCCAACAUAGGCUCAUUAGAAAAAUGAGCCUCUACCUCAAUUUCUGCAAAACUCCAAAAACGUAUCUAUACAUAAUAUUCACAGCAGUUUCCAGCUGAAAUUAACACUAGUGGAGGUAAAACACUAACAACUUUUAUUCUUUUUUACACAAAUUAUGAUUACAGGAGCAGAUUAUUUAUCAAUAAAGACUUAUGUUUGUGCAGUUCCUUGCACAAUAUAAUAUUAUGUUUUGACCUCAGAACAGUUUUACCACAGUGCAUGAUUUGUAAACUAAUACUGUACAUAGUGUUUGCAUCAUGUGACCAGCCAUUCCAUAAAGUUAUGCGCCAUCUAAUAUAGUAAACUUGCUCUGUAACUCACCUGGUACAGCACUGCAAAUGUGACGCAGAGCACUUCCGCAGGAGUGCUGCUGAAACACAUCACAUCAAAAGAGCUCAAAGACUUGAAGAUGCAAGCUUAAAUGACAUGGCAAAUGCGUCUUUAUCUCAUGAUUUUAACAAUAUAUUGUGAGUGGUAUUGUAUGUCAGAUGUGAUGGAGCAUUCACAUUUAGCACCACAUAUGUUUCAUUUAUAAACUGUGACAAUUUGUACAACAACCAGUGUAAUGAAACAUUGCCAGAUUCACAUUCACCUGUUUGGAGGACGAUUAAACGUUAGCAGUGCUUCUGCAUGCUUGAGUGCAAGAAGCAACAUAAUAUAAUCUGGCCGAAUUGUUGCCACAGACAUGUUUUUCCAGUGAACCCGGGUAUUGUAUGCAGUAAAGUUUGAAUUGCACUGUAGAAUAAGGUUUAAUUAUUGAGAUAAAUUUACAGAUAUGCUGUUUCUAUAUCGCACGGUUUAUAUUAGUUUUUGUUGAUCUGAAUAAGCAAAGAUAUGAAGUGAAGGUUUGUUUGUUUCAGUGCUCAAACACUUUCUGCCUGUAUGUUCGGAACAAGAGUUUAUACUUUUAUAUUGCA